ACUAGAGACCUGGCUGACGGUAAACUGUGGGUGCUGAUCUGCGAUGGCUUUGGCACUCACGAAACGCUAGAAAUCCUUGAAUUUUGCCUUAGUAACAAUAUUAUGCUAUGCUGUCUCCCCUCUCACACCUUCUAUAAGCUGCAGCCCUGCGACGUUGGAGUAUUCGCGCUCUUAAAGACAGCCUAUCGCGACUAG
Messenger RNA from Bipolaris maydis ATCC 48331, 195 nucleotides. The record is from RefSeq and is a predicted model, not a curated record. NCBI's taxonomy places the organism in Eukaryota, Fungi, Ascomycota, Dothideomycetes, Pleosporales, Pleosporaceae.